AUGAUUUUGAGUUUCUUUUCAUCCAAAAGUCGUAACCAUUUGGCUCGAGCUUUUCAUUCUGGUAAGCGUUUCUUAAACCCAAGUUCUGGAGAUAUUGUUUUCAGAGCUAUUUGUGUUAACUUGAAGCAUAGGAGAUGGAGUGUGUUGGAGCGACUAUCCCCCAAGCUCACCAGCUCCUUGGUGAGCCGAGUUGUUUGCGAGUUCCAGAACUCGCCACAGUUGGCUUUAGAUUUUUAUAACUGGGUUGGAGGGUUGUUCCCUCACUCAUUAGAUUCCUGUUGCACUUUGGUUCAUGUGCUGGUGAAGUCAAGAAGAUUUGAUGAGGCAUUAUUUCUUCUGAGAAAAUUGAUUACUGAAGAGGGCACUCCUCCAUUGGUGUUGUUGGAAGUAUUGAUAGAGAGUUAUCGAAGAUGUUGCUCUAGUAUUGCGGCUUUUGAUGCAUUGGUGAGGGCUUGUACUCAGGUUGGGGAUACUGAAGGUGCUUAUGAUGUCAUCUAUAAUUUAAGGAGCCGGGAUUGUUUCAUUACUAUUCAUGCUUGGAACAAUUUCCUAAAUCACUUGUUGCAAUUGAAUGAAAUCGAUAGGUUUUGGAAUUUGUAUAGAGGAAUGGGUUCUUUUGGUUACAUAGAAAAUGUGAAUACUUUUAAUUUGGUUAUCUAUGCUCUGUGUAAGGAAUGCCGACUAGUGGAAGCUAUUUCAGUGUUAUAUAGGAUGAUGAAGGGUGGAAUUUUCCCCAAUGUAGUCUCGUUUAACAUAAUCAUAGACGCGGCGUGCAAGAUUGGCAACUUGGGUCUUUCCUUGAAACUUUUAAAAAAGAUGAACAUGAUGUCAGGAGAUUUUGUCUGGCCCAAUUCUGUUACUUACAACUGCAUAAUCAACGGAUUCUGCAAGAAUGGGAAAUUAUUACUUGCAGAAGAGAUGCUUCAUAAAAUGGUCAAGGCAGGUAUAGAGCCGAGUGUUCGGACAUAUGCUACUUUGAUAGAUGGGUAUGCGAGGUGGGGAAGUUUGGAGGAGGCACUGAGACUCUGUGAUGUAAUGGUGGAAAGGGGAUUGGUCCCUAAUAAUGUUGUUUACAAUUCAAUUUUACAUUGGCUUUAUCGGAAAGGAGGUAUUGAGGAAGCUUCUUUGCUACUAACUGACAUGAUUGAUAAGCAUAUAUGCCCUGAUCAGUACUCUUAUGCAAUCCUUACCAAAGGCCUUUGCAGAAAUGGAUAUCUGAUUGAAGCUCUUAAGCUUCAUAGCCAGAUUUUAGAACAUAAUCUAAUACAGGAUUCUUUUUCUCACAACAUACUUCUUAACUAUAUAUGCAAAAGGAAAAACAUGACAGUAGCCAAGCAACUAUUGGGCAGCAUGAUUACCCGUGGCCUGGCUCCUGAUGUUUAUACAUACGGAACUGUGAUUGAUGGAUACUGUAAACUAGGUAACACAAACGACGCGCUUCAAGUUUUUGAUUGGAUGAUAAAGAUGGAUGAGAUGCCUAACUUGACAAUAUACAAUUCUGUCAUUAAUGGUCUGUGUAAAAUAGCCUCAAUAGAUGCUGCAGAAUACAUAGUUGAUGAAUUACGAAAGAGAAGAUUAUUUGAUGCAACGACCUUUAAUACCUUAAUUAGUGGAUAUUGCACUGGCGGACAGAUUGAUAAAGUGUUUAAUUUGACUAUGGAAAUGAAGAGCUUGGGAAUUUCUGCGAAUAGAGUCACGUAUAAUACACUGAUAAACCUUCUCUGCAAGUGUGAUUGCGAGGAAGAAGCAAAAGAAUUGAUGAAGAUGAUGAUUGUCCAGGGUAUUCGUCCUGAUUUUGUAACAUACACUACACUUGUUACUCACUUCAUCAAGACAUGUAGUCCUCAUGAGGUGAUUGCAUUGCAUGACUACAUGAUUCUAAAGGGAGUAGUCCCUCACCAGAAAACAUAUGAUACCAUUGUAGCACCACUUCUUUUAGAAGGAAGAAAUAAAAAGUCAUAA
Arachis stenosperma is the source of this 1962-nucleotide messenger RNA. Its product is annotated as pentatricopeptide repeat-containing protein At1g11710, mitochondrial-like. Gene Ontology annotation, molecular function: protein binding. The coding region runs from base 1 to 1962 and encodes 653 amino acids. NCBI's taxonomy places the organism in Eukaryota, Viridiplantae, Streptophyta, Magnoliopsida, Fabales, Fabaceae. The transcript has a single exon. The record is from RefSeq and is a predicted model, not a curated record.